UCAUGUUUUCUGAUUUUAAACUUUGACUUGAGUCAAAUUGACCUUUACGCACAAGAAGGUCAUCCACAAAACAAAAAAUAUGGGAUUAUACCAUCACUAUUUUUAUCUUUGUCAAUGGCAUUUCACAGAAGUGGGACUCUGUUUAAUAGAUACAUCCAAACUGGAUAUUACAUCUAACUUUCCAGUUGGAGGGAACCAUCUCGUUCCAUCACGUUUGGGCAGUUGAAUGUCUGUUUAAAGAUUAAUUCGUCUUUUCGAGCCACAGAAACCGUCAGUCUCCUACAGGUCGCUGCAUACCACCGUUGAUGCUUUAAUUGUUAUUUGUUCGUGUCCACUGCUCGUUUCCUCAUAUAUUUGUUUACUUCUGUCUCGUGUUUUGUUUUUAUAUAUAUGCAUAUAUUUAACAUGCGUCUGUGUUGCUCCCCCACCGUAGCCUUCCACAGUUUCCACGGUACCAAUUUAGUCACUGUUGAUGCUCCAUGCCUUCCACUGUUUUUGGAGUAGGAGGAGGAGGAGGAGGUGGAGAAGGAAAGGGGGGCCGCCUUGUGCGUCAGAAAGUCAAACAUGUUCCAGUAACGGACUAUAUUAUCUGCUGCUAUUUGCAGUGCGCUGUAGCCAGGCGCCAGACUGAGCCUGAGCACAAACCGGCAGCGCUUUUCUUGUUAUUGCUCUUCUGUGAUGGAAACGCUCUCAAUAGGAAUGGCAUCUGCAAGGCUGCUGGCACAAAAGAGGAGUCUAACUCUUUCCCCAGGCACUACGGGCACCGUGCCAAAGACAACACACUCAUCUGAACCUCAGCUCUAAGAGGAUGGCAGGAGAUGUGAGGAGUAACAUGGGGAUGGGAAAUAGAUUAAGGUUAUAUGUGAGACUGUUGGCAGUGAGCGUGUUACUGGGAGAUGAUCUGAGCUGGCUGGGCCUGAGAGACCAGGCUGGGGUCAAUGCCCAGAACAAUGAGAGAAGGGUAUUAGCACAUAUCCCAGGCGACAUCAUUAUAGGAGCUCUGUUCUCUGUCCACCACCAACCACCUGCAGACAAGGUCCAUGAGCGGAAGUGCGGUGCGGUGCGUGAGCAGUACGGAAUCCAGAGAGUGGAGGCCAUGAUGCACACUCUGGAUCGGAUUAAUGCAGAUCCCAAUAUCCUCCCAAACAUCACCCUGGGCUGUGAGAUCAGGGACUCAUGCUGGCACUCUGCGGUGGCGUUGGAGCAGAGUAUCGAGUUCAUUCGGGACACACUGGUGUCCAACGAAGAGGAGGAGAGCCAGGGCAGGUGUACUGCAGAGGCAGGGAGUUUGCUGAUGCAGGGGAAGAAGCCCAUUGUCGGGCUCAUUGGGCCAGGAUCCAGCUCCGUGGCCAUUCAGGUGCAAAAUCUCCUCCAGCUGUUCAACAUCCCACAGAUAGCAUACUCAGCCACAAGCAUGGAUCUCAGUGACAAGAGCCUGUAUAAAUAUUUCAUGAGGGUGGUGCCAUCAGAUAUGCAACAAGCCCGAGCCAUGGUGGACAUCGUGAAGAGAUACAGCUGGAGCUACGUGUCCGCAAUACACACAGAGGGUAAUUAUGGUGAAAGUGGUAUGGAGGCAUUUAAAGACAUGGCAGCAAAGGAAGGGAUCUGCAUCGCCCAUUCCGAUAAGAUAUACAGCAACGCAGGGGAACGGAGCUUUGACAAGCUAUUGCAGAAGCUACGAGGCCACCUGCCCAAGGCCAGGGUGGUGGCCUGCUUCUGCGAGGGCAUGACGGUCAGAGGCAUACUGAUGGCCAUGAGACGACAGGGUCUGGUGGGAGAGUUUCUGCUGGUUGGAAGUGAUGGCUGGGCUGACAGGUACGAUGUGACCGACGGCUACCAGAAAGAGGCAGCGGGUGGAAUCACUAUAAAGCUGAAGUCAGCGUAUGUGACCUGGUUUGACAAUUAUUACCUGAACCUGAAGCCUGAUGCCAACUUAAGAAAUCCUUGGUUCCCCGAGUUCUGGCAGCAUCGUUUCCAGUGCAGGCUGAGGGGGCAUCCACAGGAGAACAGCAAGUACAACCGCACCUGCACCUGGAGAGAGUCUCUGCGACAACACUAUGCCCAAGACACCAAGAUGGGUUUUGUCAUAAAUGCAAUCUACUCCAUGGCUUAUGGCCUGCAUGCCAUGCAGGAAGCCCUCUGUCCGGGAUACAAGGGUUUGUGUGAAAACAUGCGGCCCAUUGAUGGACGCAAGCUGCUUGAAUUCCUGAUGAAAACCAACUUUACCGGCGUAUCUGGAGAGAGCAUCCUGUUUGACCAGAAUGGAGACUCACCUGGCAGGUAUGAGAUAAUGAACUUCAAGCACAUAGGCGAGGACGAGUACUCCUACAUCCACGUGGGAAGCUGGGAUCAGGGUGGCCUGAAGAUGAACGAUGAGGAGAUCUGGAGCAACAACACUGACAUCAUCCAGUCGGUCUGCUCCGAGCCCUGCCAGAAAGCACAGAUAAAAGUGAUCCGUAAAGGAGAGGUGAGCUGCUGUUGGACUUGCACUCCCUGCAAGGAGAACGAGUUUGUCUUUGACGAGUACACUUGUCGAGCCUGUGUCCUCGGCUCCUGGCCCACAGAUGACCUCACUGGUUGUGAACCUAUCCCGGUGCAGUAUGUGCGUUGGGGGGAUCCAGAGCCCAUCGCUGCUGUGGUCUUCUCCUGUCUGGGCCUCAUGGCUACACUUUUUGUUACCUCUGUCUUUAUCAAAUUUUGGGACACUCCUGUGGUCAAGUCAUCCAGUCGCGAGCUCUGCUACAUCAUCCUGGCCGGAAUAUGCCUGGGCUACCUGUGCACCUUCAGCCUUAUCGCCAAGCCCCACAUAGUCUACUGUUACCUCCAGCGGCUGGGAAUUGGCCUGUCUCCUGCCAUGAGCUACUCUGCUCUAGUCACCAAGACCAACCGUAUAGCACGGAUCCUGGCAGGCAGCAAGAAGAAGAUCUGCACCAAGAAACCGCGCUUUAUGUCCGCCUGCGCACAAUUGGUCAUUGCCUUCCUACUCAUACUGCUGCAGCUGGGGAUUAUUGUGGCACUUCUUAUCAUCGAGCCACCACAGGUGGUCUAUGACUACCCCAGUAUCCGUGAGGUACACUUGAUCUGCAAUCUGACCACUCUGGGGGUGGUGGCGCCUCUGGGCUACAAUGGUCUGCUCAUCCUUAGCUGCACCUUUUACGCCUUCAAGACUCGUAAUGUUCCGGCUAAUUUUAAUGAGGCCAAGUAUAUUGCCUUCACCAUGUACACCACCUGUAUUAUUUGGCUGGCCUUUGUUCCUAUUUACUUUGGUUCCAACUACAAGAUCAUAACCAUGUGCUUUAGUGUCAGCCUCAGUGCCACAGUGGCUCUCUGCUGCAUGUUUGUCCCAAAGGUGUACAUCAUGCUCGCUAAGCCUGAGAAGAAUGUCCGUAGUGCUUUCACAACAUCCACCGUGGUGCGCAUGCACGUGGGUGAUGCCAAGAAAGCUGCCAAGUCUGGCAAAUCCUCUAGCAGCAUGGCCAACUUAUUUCGACGCAGUGGGUCCUCACAAGAUAACAUCAGUUCCAAUGGGAAAUCAGUGACCUGGGUGCAGACUGAGCGCAGCUACAGACCAAACCUGUGGAAGAGGAUGUCAUUCCAUGUCAAGAAAAAGGAAGCCGUCGAGGUGAACCAGACAGCCAUUAUUAAGCCCUUCUCUAAAGAGGGAGAUACACCUGCGGACACUGGUGUCAAAGAGCAGUACGAAGAGCCACAGGGGUCUCAGCCCUUCACCUGCUCACCCUCUCAGUCACCUCUGCUCACUAUCAGCCAGCAUGCAGCAAAGGCAAGGAGCUUCCAGGGAGGGGAGGAUGGAGAGGAGGCUCAAGCUUUACCCACCUACGUCCCCGAGCACCCUGCUGGGGUCAGAAGAAGAGGUGUUGACAACAGCCAGGGUGCUGGUAUGAUUGAUGGUGGGGACAUUAGCAUCAUAGGUGUGGGUGACAUCGGCAUAGGGAUGAUUGGCGGCCAACCUCAGGGUACCACCAUCAUGGACCAAAUCAGCUCUGUGGUCAACCGUUUUACUGCCAACAUCAGCGAGCUGAACACCAUGAUGCUGCCAGGCGGAGUCCCCGUCAGCCCCACCACCACCACUGCACUGCCCGUGGUCGCAGACGCUGUCCCCUGCCCACCUCAGUACCUCCCAUCCAGGAGCAGACAAACCACCUCCACAGUCACCACAUACGCCGAGGUGGCAGCUGUCUCCAGUUUCUGUGAGAAUCGACAAGCAGGUAAGAUUUAUGACCACCUGGCCGGGACUUGCGUGAGCAGCAGACGAGCGAAGGAUAUGGAGGAGUUGGUGGCUUUGACGCCUCCCUCCCCAUUUAGAGACUCAUCGCUGAGCUCCGAUGCCAGCUCUCCCCCCUCGAUGUCCCCUGCCUCUGAGGCUGAAUAUGACCAGCUGCUGCUGAAACACUUCAGCCAGAGCUCAUCUUCUCUCUAAACAUUUUCUCUCUGCAACAUUUCCACCUUGUUUAUGCUCUUUUUGGAGUAUUUUAUUCUCCGAAAGAACUGGACCAAACU
Molecule: messenger RNA, 4518 nt
Organism: Scatophagus argus
Lineage: Eukaryota; Metazoa; Chordata; Actinopteri; Scatophagidae
Gene: grm5a
Product: glutamate receptor, metabotropic 5a
Exons: 18
Coding region: 809-4438 (1209 amino acids)
Biological process (GO): regulation of synaptic transmission, glutamatergic; G protein-coupled glutamate receptor signaling pathway; trans-synaptic signaling by endocannabinoid, modulating synaptic transmission
Cellular component (GO): postsynaptic density membrane
Molecular function (GO): G protein-coupled receptor activity involved in regulation of postsynaptic membrane potential; adenylate cyclase inhibiting G protein-coupled glutamate receptor activity
Source: RefSeq, a predicted model, not a curated record